UGAUAAACCCUUAUAAAAAGUCAUUAAGAUGCAAAUUUGUCUUCCCCAGAAGUGUCAAAAUCUAUCUAGAAACAAGGAAAAGAGGAGUAUUAUCUUCAGACGACUAGUAUGAGGUCUGUCUCUCAAAUUUGUCUUUCCUUGAGAAAUAAGAGUAAAAUGGCUUGUAAAAGAUGUAGCAAUAAAGUGGCCAUGGCAUGUUCAAGUCCAAAGAAAACAGUUCUUGUUACCGGAGCUUCCGGUUUAACUGGUCAAUUUGCAUUUAAGAAAUUGAAGGAAAGAUCAGACAAGUUAGUGGUGAGGGGUCUUGUAAGAUCAGAGGGAAGUAAGAAAAAACUUGGAGGCGGAAAUGAGAUUUAUGUAGGAGACGUUAUGAAACCGGAAAGCCUUGAACCUGCCAUGAAGGGAGUUGAUGCUCUAAUAAUUCUAACCACUGCUAUACCAAAGAUGAAACCUGGAUCCUAUCCUGCAAAUAUUAGCGGUGCUAGGGCUGAAGAUUUAAUUGACGGUUCUUUUCAAGGAACAAUACCUGAAUUCUACUUCGAAGGAGGACAGUACCCAGAACAGGUUGACUGGAUAGGUCAAAAGAACCAAAUUGAUGCAGCUAAAGCUGCAGGAGUAAAGCAUAUCAUUUUGGUUUCGACAAUGGGUUCUGGAGAUCCUAAUCACCCUUUAAAUAGUCUAGGAAAUGGAAAUAUACUGGCAUGGAAGAGAAAGGCAGAAGAAUACUUGGCCAAGUCUGGAGUACCAUACACUAUAUUAAGGGCCGGGGGACUGGAUAACAAACAAGGUGGGAAAAGGCAGCUGUUGAUAGGAAAGAAUGAUGAACUUCUCCCAACUGAAAAAGGAUACGUUGCUAGAGAAGAUGUUGCCGAAGCUUGUGUUCAGGCUGUCCAACUCGAGGAGGUAAAGUUUAAGGCGUUCGACCUAGGAUCGAUGCCUGAGGGAACUGGUGUACCUACAAAAGACUUCAAAGCUCUUUUCGCCCCAAUCACUACUUGUUUCUAAGAAAUUGCAUAUAUCCAAUUUAUCUUCGGGUUUAUGAAAUUUGGUCGUGUUUCGGGUUUCUGUUGUUGCGCAGAGAGUAUGAAUGAACAAAACCCCUCAAUGAAGGGUACUGUUAUAUGAAAGCUAUUUUUGAGGUCGCAAAUUUUUCCUUGAGGGGAUUGAUUUAAAUGUCUGGAAUGCGGAUAGGAGGCUUUCAAAAUACAUAGCAAUUGUCAAAAUUAACCUUCCUCCAUAACUAAACCAGAAUCUAAUGUCCGGCGGUAGUUUUCACAAUAAAUAUUCAUAAAACCUAUUACUGUUCUCCUUCU
Papaver somniferum (opium poppy) is the source of this 1313-nucleotide messenger RNA. RefSeq names its product sanguinarine reductase-like. Gene Ontology annotation, molecular function: oxidoreductase activity. Gene Ontology annotation, cellular component: chloroplast. Lineage: Eukaryota; Viridiplantae; Streptophyta; Magnoliopsida; Ranunculales; Papaveraceae. Bases 109 to 1005 code for a protein of 298 amino acids. The transcript is spliced from 6 exons. The record is from RefSeq and is a predicted model, not a curated record.